Dromaius novaehollandiae (emu) is the source of this 711-nucleotide messenger RNA. It is a transcript of the gene ELOF1, whose product is annotated as elongation factor 1. The transcript has 4 exons. Gene Ontology annotation, cellular component: transcription elongation factor complex. Gene Ontology annotation, molecular function: RNA polymerase II complex binding. The coding region runs from base 9 to 386 and encodes 125 amino acids. NCBI's taxonomy places the organism in Eukaryota, Metazoa, Chordata, Aves, Casuariiformes, Dromaiidae. The record is from RefSeq and is a predicted model, not a curated record. Gene Ontology annotation, biological process: transcription elongation by RNA polymerase II.
GCCGGCCAAUGGGAAGCGGGGCCGGGAAAGGAAGAAGGGCGGAAGCGGCGGCAGGAAGGGGCGGGGCUUGCCUCGGGAACCGGAAGCGCCGGUCUCCGUUGGAAACGCGGCCGGGGCUGCGGGCGGGAGCAGCCAUGGGGCGCCGCAAGUCGAAGCGGAAGCCGCCCCCCAAGAAGAAGAUGACGGGGACGCUGGAGACGCAGUUCACCUGCCCCUUCUGCAACCACGAGAAGUCCUGCGACGUCAAGAUGGACCGGGCGCGAAACACGGGCGUCAUCUCGUGCACCGUGUGCCUGGAGGAGUUCCAGACGCCCAUCACCUACCUCUCGGAGCCCGUCGACGUCUACAGCGACUGGAUCGACGCCUGCGAAGCCGCCAACCAGUAGCCGCUGCCGGGGGGGGGCCUUUUCGGGGGGGGGGGCCAGGGCCUGUGGGCCCCCCCUGUCCCCCCCCCCUUCCCCCCCCCCCACCAGGAUCUUUUUAUACUUCUGUUUUUGCAGUUUUUUCUCGGUUUUUGGUUUGUCCCCCCCGCCGUGUUGGUGGGGGGGGGGCAGCGUGGCCCCCCCUUCCUGUGUCCCCCCCCCCGGUGGCUCCCCCCCGCCCCGGCAGCGUUCGGCCGGGCUGGCGGCAGCGUGGGGACGUGGGGACGCGGCGUGGGGACACGGGGGGGCCGGGGGGGGGCCCUCGAAUAAAGGCCCUCGCGGAGCGCGA